AUGUCAACCCAAGGGGAUCAAUCUGAGAAGCCUGUUGAGCGCGCUAUACAGUCGAAACUGACUGAGCUCUUGAAACCGUCAGCUCUGACCAUAACGAAUGAUUCAUGGCAACAUCGGCACCAUGCUCCAAUGCGCGCGCAAGGCGCCACGAAUGGAGAAACCCACUUCUCGGUUCAAGUCGUCUCGGAGGCUUUCAAGGGAAAGUCAACGAUGCAGAGACACCGUAUGAUCUACUCUGCUUUGGGAGAGGAGUUCGCGAACGGGCUGCAUGCGCUCUCAUUGACGACCAAAACACCUACGGAGUUACCCGCCGACAUGAGCGAUGGCAAUUGA
Molecule: messenger RNA, 333 nt
Organism: Peniophora sp. CBMAI 1063
Lineage: Eukaryota; Fungi; Basidiomycota; Agaricomycetes; Russulales; Peniophoraceae
Source: the annotation of a GenBank genome assembly